AUAAAAGCAUGCUUCUUUUUUAGAUGACCUGCAACCAUCGUCAAGAUUUGAUUCACUUGAACGUGCAGACAUCAGGCGAAAGCAGGGUGAAAAGGUCUCCAGAUGCCAAAACAGUCAUUCGCCACUGUAUGUUUUCUUCACAUUUGAAGAUCAAAGCCAUAAACAGAGUUUGAAGAUCCUAAUUUGAUCUGGGUGAAGAGGAGAUCUGAGCUGUCACACCAUUGGAUGUGUAUGCAGAACAGAGGAAAGACAGCCAACAUUAUUGUUGUCCCACAUGCAUAGCCCUUAUUCAUGGGAAGAGAAUCUUCAGCAGAGUAUCUAACCACCAUUGUGCGUCUGAGGAGAGGUUGGCCCAAGAAUUAACCCUCUAGACGCCACUGUUGACUCAACCUACACCUAAUGUAACUGAAUCAGUGUGAGCAAUAGCGGAGUAAGUGUACGUGUGACCCAUUCCAUCAGAACAAUAUCUGUCAACAUCACCUUAUUUUUGUAUCACCAUCAACGUCUAAUGGCAUCUAUAAACAAGAUUAAAUUCCUGGAGGAGUUGGGUCUUAUAUUUGCCGACCCUGAUUCUGAGGGGGAGUAUCUGCCCUCAGACGACGAUGAUGAUGUUAACGAUCCACUCUAUGACCCUGCUAGAGAUGAGUCCCUGACUUGCAAUGGUGGAGAACCUGCAGAAAGUGAGAGUUUAGCCUCACAACCAAAAUCCCAAACUUUGGAUGGUUUGCCGCCCAGUGAAGAUGGUCCAUGGGAUGUGCUGCAAGGCCAAAGAGCCAAUAAGCAUAGUCCAUACAAGCGCAGUCCAUCUAAGCGUAGUAGUCCAUUUAAGCGCAGUCCAUUCAAGCGCAGUCCAUUUAAGUGCAGUCCAUCUAAGCGUAGUCCGUUUAAACAGAGUCCAUUAAAGCGUAGUCUAUCUUGGCAAGACGAGGAGGCUAAUGCCGGCUUUGAAUACUUAACCAAUGAAGAGCCGUCUCAAAAUUGGAUCAGGCCCUUUGAUCGGCCAAUUGGAUAUCGGGGUGAAACAAAACUAUCCAGUGACAGCUCACCUCUGGAUUUCCUGUCGCUCUUUCUCGGUGACGAGUUCUGGAAUAUACUCGUGACCGAGACAAAUCGCUACGCCCAUCAGUAUUUGGGCUCCCAUCGACUCAAGACGAACUCCAGAUUCCACGAAUGGUGCGAUGUGACCACUAGCGAAAUGAAGGCCUUCUUGUCUCUGCAUCUGACCAUGGGCUUGGUAGAGAAAUCAUCGUUGGAGGAUUAUUGGGCCGAAUACUGGCCGACGGCAACGCCUGGAUUCGGGAAGGUGAUGUCCAGGAACAGGUUUCAGAUGAUCUUGUCUUUCCUCCACUUUGCCAACAACGAGGAGUAUGUCGGUGUGGGUCAGCCAGGCCACGACAGGCUAUUCAAAUUGCGGCCAAUCAUCGAUCUGAUCGUUCCCCGUUUCGCAGAAGUGUACGGUCCAUCCAAGCAGCUGUCCCUGGACGAAAUGACCAUCGCCUUCAAAGGGAAGUCGGUCCUGAAAAUGUACAACCCCAGGAAACCAGACAAAUACGGCUACAAGGUGUUUGUUCUGAGUGAGGCCAAGUCAGGUUAUGUGCUUCAGUGGUCCAUAUACACCGGACGAAAACGUCCUGAGGCUGCCAACGCUGAAUUUGGUGCCACGCACCUUAUUGUCCGAGAGCUGAUGGCCCCGUACACAGGGAAAGGGCAUGAGGUGUACAUGGAUAAUUUUUACACCUCACCAGCCAUAGCGGAAGAGCUGGCGAGCAAAGAUACAGGUCUGUGUGGAACUGUUAGAUGUAAUAGGAAGGGGAUGCCGAAGGGAUUGACUGGACAACACCUGCUCUUGGCCAAGGGAGAUGACCCCGUCUUCAUGAGGAAGGGCAAAAUAUUAGCUUGUGCGUGGCAGGAUACCAAGCGCGUCGCCAUGAUCUCUACCAUCCACAGCAACGCGUGCGACAAAAAGCUCAUGAAGGCUAGCAAAUACACCGAUAGUACCAGCGAUAACAGGGAGAUAAACAGGCCGCUGUGUGUCGCCGAUUACAACUCCUACAUGGGGGGCGUCGACAGGGCAGACCAGAGGAUGAAGACCUACCUCUUCCCCCACAGGUCGAAGAAGUGGUACAACAGAAUCUUCAACGCCAUUCUGAGCGUGAGCAUGGUGAACGCGCACAUCAUUUACUGCCGCGUCACGCCUGCUCCUCACAAGCCAUUGAAAGUGUUUGUGCAGGAGGUCAUCACCGCUCUGCUGGAUGGCUUCUCCAGGAAAGAGGGCAAAAAAACAGGGCGGAAGGCGGCCUCGAUGGGUCCCCUGCCGCAGAGACUCACCGAGCGCCACUUCAUCUACAAGACUGAGGAUCACCCGGACUGUGUCGUCUGCUCUGACCGGAGCCGCCCCAAAGGUCGGCGUCAGACCACGUUCAGGUGUCAGCAGUGUGGGGUGGGUCUCUGUGUCGUGCCUUGCUAUGAGAAGUACCACACCCUGAUACACUACAAGAAGUGUCACCUGGAUGCAUAGGGAUUCGUUAGCUCUACAGCAAAAGACCUGCUUUUAAAAAAAACAAGAUUUUAUUUAGGGCUUUUAUGCCUUAAUUUGACACAGGUCAGUGAAGAUGGUGACAGGAAAGCAGUGGUAGAGAGACGAGGGAAGACCGGUAAAUGACCUUGCAACCAAAUCAAAGACGUACCUCUACCGUAACAGUGUGGUGCUUUCCCCGUUUGAGCUUUGUUUUUUGUAACACUUUACUUGACGCCGGCGUCAUAUGCAUGACAUAACAGUGUCAAAAAGUGUCAUGACAGUCAUUAUGUCGACGUCAUAAAUGCUUUAAAGUUGACAUUGUUUGGGCUGUCUUUACAAUAACCGAUGAUGACAACAGUCAUGAAAUGUUUAUGAUAGUGACACAAUGUUUAUGGCACUUACAUGACUGUGUUACAACACUGUUAUAACACUGUCAUGUCAUAUGUAUGACACUGAUAUGAAGUUAGGUGUUACCCAUUUUUUCAUGCAUUUGUAGUGUUCUCUUUCGAUUUAUUAGAAGUCAUUUACACUGUUGAGUUAGUAUUUACUAUUUCCUUAUAUUGUGUUUAUGAAACGCUCCAUGACUUGGAGGAACAUUUCUGAUGAUGAUGCGUUGUAAAUUCAACCAUAUUUCAAAUCAAAGCGCCUACAUUUAUCAACUAGCUUUCUUUGACACACUGUCAAGUUUUUUGCAUAUGCCCACACAAGGAAAUGAUCAUCUCAUCUUGUGUUAUUUCAAUUGUAACACUGAAGUUUUUCUUUUACCUCAGACUUGUACGUUUUUUUUAUCUUUUACCUGACAUGUCUUAAGUAAAAGAAAAACUCAAGUGUUACUGAAACAGUUAGACAUGAUGAACAUUAUACAUCUGUUGUGUUAUUGUGUCAGUAGGCUACAGACACACUCUACCUCUUAUACCUUUAAAGUUAUAGCCAUUUAAAAUCUUUGAAGAUGUCAAAAUCAUUUCAUGAAAAAACACCUUGGUGCCUAAAGGGUUCCAAUGUGCAUGAUGAUAGUUUGUCAAACAUAAACACACUGGCAUGGAAACUGAGGACACAGAGCCCUACUGAUGGCACCUAGACGGACAGAGUGGGGAAGGAGACUCCAUCUUUUGCCUUUUAUUUGUCUCUCAUUUCUCUUUUAUUUUGUUAACUUUUACACUAAUGCAUGAGAGAGAGAGAGCUUUUAUUUGUCUUCGAAAACUUUUACAUUAAUACAUAGAUCGGAAAGGGAGCCUUCAUUUUAUCUUUGUUAACUUUUAUACUGAUACUAAUAAAUUAGUAACUUGUA
Molecule: messenger RNA, 3806 nt
Organism: Engraulis encrasicolus (European anchovy)
Lineage: Eukaryota; Metazoa; Chordata; Actinopteri; Clupeiformes; Engraulidae
Product: piggyBac transposable element-derived protein 4-like
Exons: 4
Coding region: 509-2518 (669 amino acids)
Source: RefSeq, a predicted model, not a curated record